Messenger RNA from Aspergillus piperis CBS 112811, 2160 nucleotides. Its product is annotated as exonuclease V. The transcript has 2 exons. Gene Ontology annotation, cellular component: nucleus; mitochondrion. Gene Ontology annotation, biological process: interstrand cross-link repair. Lineage: Eukaryota; Fungi; Ascomycota; Eurotiomycetes; Eurotiales; Aspergillaceae. Gene Ontology annotation, molecular function: single-stranded DNA 5'-3' DNA exonuclease activity. The record is from RefSeq and is a predicted model, not a curated record. Bases 35 to 2011 code for a protein of 658 amino acids.
CACGCGGCAUGAUUCCCUCCCUCGCAUUGCAGGCAUGUCCUGCCCUCCACCAGCAGCAUCUUCUGUAAUUCCCGGCGCCUUCAAUGACAGCGACGACAGCAGCAGCAGCAACACCACAGAUUACGGCUCCGAUUUCUCCCCAGAAGAAGACGCGCUGCUGACCGACCUGCUCGCCAAGAUCGCCCCGGAUCGCCACGCGACUCCCCCAGCAGAAGAAGCAAACGCAGAUCCACCUCCUUCUCAGGUCCCACCUGUCAUUCGAGACAUCGAAGACCAGUAUGCGGAUCCCUCAAGCAGCCGGGUACCUAAGGUCCUUGGGCGCGAGAAGCCUACAUGGCCGCAGCGGAAUUGGACGAAUCGGCCGGGUGGCGGCGGCGGCAGUGCUGGCGCAAGAUCAGCGGCGAUUCCAGGCUACUACGGUCAUGCCGCGUCUGUUGAGCAUCCGAAUUCGACAGAAGGGCGCGAAAGAGAUCGUGAACGCGAGGCAGCUCGUCAUCAGGAACGGAUAGAGAGGGAGAAUAACAAUAACAGCAACAGCAGCAACAGCAACAAUAAUGAAAGUGCCGAGGUGGAUACAAGGUCACCUGUGGAACGAUUCCGACGGCCUCCGAUGAAAGCCUUUUCAGUCACGGAUCUGAUCUCGCCGGCGUGGUGUGAGCUACAGUAUUGGUAUACGCUGACCAAGUUUGGGCGCAAGCCGAGGACAGCGGCGAUGAAGCUGGGAAGUAAAAUCCAUAAGACGCUUGAGGAUGAAAUCUACACCACGGUUCCCGUGGAUAUCACUACUAAGGAGGAUGCGCUGGCCUUGCGGAUUUGGAAUAUCAUCCAGGGUUUGCGCAUGCUGCGGGAGUUUGGGAUUACUCGGGAGUUGGAGGUCUGGGGAUUGGUGGAUGGUGAGCUGGUCACCGGCGUGAUUGACCAGCUUUCUUAUGACUGUCCUGACCCGGAGCUGGAGGCCACCGCUGCGACGUAUUAUGCUGAUGUUGAGGCGUCGAGGGCUAUCUUGCCUGAGUAUCAGAUGUCGUUGUCGGAUUACCUGCUCUCUCCGACUGGGGGUGGGAGGCUUCUGUCGGAGGUGUAUGGGCAGGAUGAUACACCCGCAAAGGCAGAUGGUUUGGAUAUGGACAUGGCCAACAGCAGCCAGGAAACCGAUAACUUCCCCCACCAGCCACGGAUCUACCUUACCGACGUCAAAACACGCGGCAGCGGCUCCGUCCCAACCGUCAAGAGCUCCUCAUUCCGACCUACUCUCCUCCAACUCCAACUCUACUACCACAUGCUCAACCGCCUCGUCCUCAGCGACGACGUAACCAUCGACCUCCUCGCCUCGCGGUACAACCUGGACCCCAACCGCCCUUUCACCGACGCCUUCAUCAACGAAGUCGGUGGUCUGAACGACCAAUUCUUCGACGCCAUGUCAUCCCAAGAAUUCGACCCCGACUAUAUCCCCACUCCACAAGACGCCAUCGAGCAUCCCCAGCGUCACCACCCCUCUUCUCAAUCCCAACCCGAAUCACAUCCUUCCUCCCAAUCCUCCAGCGAAGACUCCACCGCCAUCCUCUCCACCCACAACACCCUCACCACCCUCUGGACCCUCAUGAAAUCCCACCUCCGGCUCACCUUCCUCCCCUCCCCCCCAACAGCAUCCCCCUCCAUCCCCUCCGGAUUCCAACCCCGCAGUCUAGACCCCUAUCCCACCAUUCUCUCUCCACUACUUACAGCGCGAUAUAUCUCGUCGAAGCCGAGUGCGGACCUCCAACCGCCCCGGGUGCUCGGGAGUAGGUCGUUCCUGUUCGAUCCGACGUCCAUGUCGUCGUAUGUGGCGGAUCAGAUGCAUUGGUGGCGCGGGGAGAGGGAUCCGCGCGGUGUGGAGGUUAUGGAGGCGUGGAAGUGUCGGAUCUGUGAUUUUAGGGAUGAUUGUGAGUGGAGGAAGGAGAGGGAGUGGUUAUUUGCGAAUAGGAGAAUGGGGAGGAAGAGUAAGGUUGAGGGAGGUGUUGAGGUUGGUGUUUGAUUAGUAUAUACUACUACUACUAGAUGUGUGCGUGAUUUUUAGGGGUGUUGGUUGGUUGGUUGGCGUUAUGGAUAGGGGAAUAGACUACUUCCAUAUAAAUACAGAAUAUAACAGUCUCAGAGACAAUGCUGAUGAAGAUUGAAUGAAUG